Molecule: messenger RNA, 3414 nt
Organism: Phyllopteryx taeniolatus (common seadragon)
Lineage: Eukaryota; Metazoa; Chordata; Actinopteri; Syngnathiformes; Syngnathidae
Gene: mettl9
Product: methyltransferase 9, His-X-His N1-histidine
Exons: 6
Coding region: 343-1257 (304 amino acids)
Molecular function (GO): protein-L-histidine N-pros-methyltransferase activity
Source: RefSeq, a predicted model, not a curated record
CGGUUACACCGGAAGUGUAUACACGCAGAAAUAUUUGUGUUUUCCUUGUGGGCAGGGACCUCACUGUGGAUUUUAACACUGGGCGAAGUUGUGGGAUUUAGGCGGCUUUUUUUCUUCUUCUUCCACCACGCCCUCGGGUUUGUUUGUUACUCUGCGGAUUAUUUUUUUUGCCAAAUCCCGUCGUGUGGAUUUACGAUUGGUUGCUUUUUUUUUUUUUUUUUUUACUCGUUUAUCCUCUUUUCGCUUGAAUUUUAACAUGUCGCCGCUCUCUCCUGUCGACUGAGGACAUUGAUUUUUGUGGCCUGGGUGCUGGGUUACGUCGUCUUUCUGCACUCCUUCAGGAUGAUAUGGACGGCUAAGUACGCGCGAGGUCCACUGACACGCUCACUUUUAGUGAACAUGGUGAGCGAAGGGGAAGGAACAGCGAUGGAGACACAGGAGUGGUACAAAUGCUCCCCUGAUCUGCUUGGGGAGUCUCUGCGACCUCUGUUUGUUCAGAGUCAUCUGGAUUCAGGCACCAAGGCUUUCCUCAAGCAAAGCAUUGAGAAGUCUAACUGGUUGUUCACACAACUCUAUCACUCUUUUGUAUCAAAUGUCCUUACCCCUCUGGUGUCACGCACCUCCAUCAAUGGGUUUCUGGGUCGUGGAUCCAUGUUUGUGUUUUCCGUGGAGCAAUUCCAGAAACUUCUCAAGGUCGGACCAGACUGGAAGGCAGAGACACUUCUGGACCUUGGAGCCGGUGACGGUGCUGUCACAGAAAUUAUGAGGGGCCAUUUCAAAGAGAUCUAUGCUACUGAGGUCUCGCCACCCAUGAAAUGGCAUCUCCAAAGGAGGAAUUUCAAAUUGAUGGGGAUCGACGAGUGGCAGCAGAGUGGCCUCCAGUAUGAUGUGAUCAGUUGUCUCAAUCUGCUGGACCGCUGCGAGGAUCCCCUACAUCUCCUACGGGACAUCCAGCGAUCGCUCGUUCCCCACACGGGACGGCUCAUUCUGGCUGCUGUUCUUCCCUUCCAACCCUACGUAGAAGUUGGUGGAAGAUGGCUGCGUCCCCAAGAACACCUAAAAGUACAAGGGAAGACGUGGGAGGAGCAAGUAACUAAUCUGUCACAUGACGUCUUCCGAAAAUCGGGAUUUGAGGUAGAGACUGUGACCCGCUUGCCAUAUCUCUGUGAAGGGGACAUGUACAAUGAUUACUACGUUCUCGAUGAUGCAGUUUUUGUUCUUAAGGCCUCAAAUGUGACUGAAGAGUCCAGUCAAUGAAGAAUGAACUCUGAAAGUGUGUGUUGGAAGCCAAGGACUGAAUGGAUUUUUUUUCUUAGCAAAAAAAACAAAAACAAAAAAAAAAAGGUGGGAAGCUCAGGUUUUAUGUUUACCAAACAUUCUGUGUGACAGUGAUACCUCAUCAUUUUAAAAAAAAAUUCCACUAUUCCCUUACCCCAAAGAGGAUGUACUGUAUAGGGAUGGUAAGAGCUACAUAUCGCUAUACUGCAUUAAAUAUUUUUGCGUGCAAAGUAUUAAGUCAGUAGGUUCUCUUUCCACGUCAAUGUAAAAAAAUCAUAUCUAAAUUAUUUAUGUACCUGAUUAAAAUGACUGAUUCAUUGAUUUUAUACCGUAUUUACAUGCUAGUGACAGAUUAAGGUUCCCUAAAACGAGACCAUAAAAACUUUUUUUUUUUUUAACAAAAAACAGUUAAAGAAUGCAUCAAUAUUUACUGUAAAUCUGUUGCUAUGUAGUAAAAAAUAACUGAAUAUGUAUAGGUGUAAAGAUAAAACCAAGUUGGAAUUAAACUUCAUUCCAUUAUUGAUUGCUUCUUUCCCUUUAUAAUCUAAAAUGAAUCCACAAAAUACCAUUUAUUUGAUCAGCUUUUAAAAAUUGUGAUAUUGUACCCGUUUAUCAUUUGUUUUUGCUGUUUAUAAAGUUGGUGUGUGCCUACCACAUGAACACAAGCAAGAUUAAGAAGUUCCCAUCUUUUGUAUUUGUUAUAUAUACACAGUAUAAAGUAUCUCACAAAAGUGAGUACACCCCACACAUUUUUGUAAAUACUUUAUCUUUUACGAGAACAACACUUAAGAAAUAACACUUUACUACAAUGUCGUCAGUGAAUAGAUGCACAACCUGUAUAACGGUGUAGAUUUACUGUUCCUUCCAAAAAAAUUAACACAACAAGCUGAGUUUUUGCCAAAAAGUUAUAUUUUUUUUAUUCAUCUGACCAUAUGACAUUCUCCCAAUCCUCCUCUGGAUCAUCCAAAUGAUCUCUAGCAAACUUCAGACGGGCCUGGACAUGUACUGGCUUAAGCAGGGGGGACAUGUCUGGCACUGCAGGAUUUGAGUCUCUGGUGGCGUACUGAUGGUAGCCUUUGUUACUUUGGAGCCAGUUCUCUGCAGGUGAUUCACUAGGUCCCCCCGUGCAGUUCUGGGAUUUUUACUCACCGUUCUUGUGAUCGUUUUGACUCCACGGGGUGAGUGAGAUCUUGCGUGGAGCCCCAGAUCGAGGGAGAUUAUCAGUGGUCUUGUAUGUCUUCCAUUUUCGAAUAAUUGUUCCCGCAGUUGAUUUCUUUACAUCAAGCUGCUUACCUAUUGUAGAUUCAGUCUUCCCAGCCUCUUAAAGAAGUUACAGGUCUGUGAGAGCCAGAAAUCCUUUUUGUUUGUCAGUAACCAAAUUCUUAUUUUCCACCAUAAUUUGCUAAUUAUUUAAAAAUCAGACUAUGAAUUAUUAUUAUUUUUGUUUUUGUUUUUUUGUUUUCUUGUCUCUCAUAGCUGAGGUAUACCUAUGAUGACAAUUUCAGGCCUCUCUCAGCUUUUUAAGUGGGAGAACUUGCACAAUUGGGGGCUGACUAAAUACUUUUUUGCCCCACUGUAAACUUUUUUGGAUCAGCUUGUGUCAACUGAGUGAGGAGCACAAAAGACAAGUGUCUCUUGCCUACAGUCAAGCAAGAUGGUCGGAGUGUCAUGGUCUGGGGCUACAUGAGUCCUGCUGGCACCGGGGAGCUACAGUUCAUUGAGACAACCAUCAAUACCAACAUUGUAUGUACUGUGACAUGUUGAAGCAGCAUGAUUUCCCUCCCUUUUUAAAACUGGGCUACUGGGGCAGUAUUUCUAUAACAUUUCUAAGACGACCACUGCCUUGCUAAAGAAGCCGAGAGUGGACUGGUCAAUCAUGUCUCCAGACCUGAACCCUUUUGAGCAGCUGUAGGGCAUCUUCAAACAGAAGGUGGAUGUUGACAGAGUGGUACGAGGCAGCAGUGGUAGUAUCGCAUCCGACUAUUUCCAGGAUAAACUGUGAAUAUAUUGCUAUAAAUGACAUGCAUGUGUUCAGUUAUUUAGGAGCUAACUUAGCGACUUGACUACUUCACAUUGUAGCAGAGUGUUUCUUCAGUUUUGUACCAUGAACAAUACAAUAAAAUAUUUACAGAAAUG